AUUUUUUCAUAGUUGCUACCAAAGCUAACCAGGAACUACAUAAAGGAGGGUUACAUGGAGAAGACUGGACCAAAGCACACCGAAGGCUUUAAGAAGAGAUGGUUUACAAUGGACGACAGGAGGCUCAUGUACUUCAAAGAUCCACUGGAUGCCUACGCUCGAGGUGAGGUUUUCAUUGGCAGUAAGGAAAACAGCUACACUGUGCUGCCAGGCCUCCCUGCCACUGUUGUGGGAACUCACUGGCCAUUUGGAAUCACUAUAGUGACCCCAGACAGGAAGUUUCUUUUUGCUUGUGAGACUGAAGAGGAUCAGAGAAGCUGGAUGGCGGCAUUUCAGAUUGUAAUCAACAGACCGAUGCUGCCUCAGGAGUUUGCUGGUUCACCACCAAUCACAUCAAAAAGUUUGCAGACGACGGUGGUGAACCUCAUCAGAGAUGACAAUGACCAGGACUACAGAGAGGAGGUGGAACAGCUGGUGGUCUGGUGCAGAGGUAACAGCCUGAUCCUGAACGUGGAGAAGACGAAUGAGAUUAUUGUUGAUUUCAGGAGAACCAGUCCAACCACGCUCUACUGCUUAUCAACAGCUCAGCUGUAG
Messenger RNA from Cyprinodon variegatus (sheepshead minnow), 594 nucleotides. RefSeq names its product arf-GAP with dual PH domain-containing protein 1-like. The transcript is spliced from 4 exons. NCBI's taxonomy places the organism in Eukaryota, Metazoa, Chordata, Actinopteri, Cyprinodontiformes, Cyprinodontidae. The record is from RefSeq and is a predicted model, not a curated record. Gene Ontology annotation, molecular function: phosphatidylinositol bisphosphate binding; GTPase activator activity. Bases 55 to 594 code for a protein of 179 amino acids. Gene Ontology annotation, cellular component: plasma membrane; intracellular membrane-bounded organelle. Gene Ontology annotation, biological process: positive regulation of GTPase activity.